This is a messenger RNA of Suillus bovinus, 2035 nucleotides long. RefSeq lists its product as uncharacterized. Gene Ontology annotation, molecular function: D-xylulokinase activity. The transcript has 5 exons. Gene Ontology annotation, biological process: xylulose metabolic process; D-xylose metabolic process. The record is from RefSeq and is a predicted model, not a curated record. Lineage: Eukaryota; Fungi; Basidiomycota; Agaricomycetes; Boletales; Suillaceae. Gene Ontology annotation, cellular component: cytosol. Bases 271 to 1935 code for a protein of 554 amino acids.
GUAGAACGUCACGACAACUCGCUUAGUGAAGCUCAUGGGAUCACAUUCUGAGCUAACAAAGACAAGCUCGCACCUUGAAUAGUGAUGAUUGUGUUCAGCAUACCCGGCCAACCCAGUUGACGUACACUGCGAUGGAUCCGAACUUGAGUGGUUCCAUGGCCAUACUCAUGGUCUGAUAGUUUUGCACACGGACCAUCUAAAUUCCCCGCUGUCAAUAAAACGUCCGCCACAUGUCCCGUUUCAUUCCAGACUUUCAUUUUCAGUACCAAGAUGGUGUCUUCUCCUCUCUUCCUAGGCUUUGACUUGUCCACUCAACAGCUAAAGGCAAUCGUGAUCGCGGAGGAUACCUCCAUCGUGCAUGAGAGCGCCGUGCAUUUCGAUCGCGACCUUCCCGCUUAUGGCACAACGAAUGGUGCAGUCAAUGGCCCAGAUGAAGGUGAGGUUACGAGCCCCGUGCUCAUGUGGCUCGAAGCUAUCGAUCUCGUCAUGCGGCGCGUCAAAAAUGCUGGUGUUGACGUCAGUGCUAUUGCUAGUAUAUCUGGUGCUGGACAACAACACGGUUCGGUGUACUGGUCCAAGGGGGCCGAGAAGGCCCUUGCUGCGAUGGAUCCCAAACGUUCUCUGGCUGACCUGGGCCAUCUCGCACCCUGUGCAUUUGCAUUGCCCAAUGCACCCAUCUGGCAGGACUCUUCGACAACCAAGGACUGCCGUGACCUUGAGGCUGCUGUCGGUGGUCCCCAUGUACUUGCAGAUCUUACGGGAAGCAGAGCCUAUGAGCGGUUCACAGGACCCCAAAUUGCCCGGAUCCGUCGCCUCAAACCCGCCGCCUACCGUGACUCUGCACGUAUAUCUCUUGUCUCGUCGUUCAUCCCUUCACUGUUCCUUGGGCAUAUCGCUCCGAUCGAGGUCUCUGAUGCGAGCGGGAUGAACCUAAUGAAUGUACUCACAUGUAAGUGGGAUGAUGCACUCCUUAAAGCAUGCGGCGGUCCCGAACUACGCGCUAAAAUUGGCCCUGAGCCUGUCGUCGGUGGCACCAUUCUUGGACGCAUCUCCAAGUGGUGGGUUGAGCGCUGGGGAUUCAACCCAGAUUGCAUAAUUGCACCGUUCACAGGUGAUAACCCUGCAACCGUCGUUUCCAUUUCAGCACCAGGUGAUGCAAUCCUGUCUCUAGGCACGAGCACAACACUUCUGUUGAGCAUUCCUCCUGCCAACUCGCCUCCCGCCCGUUUUACUACAUCGCACCUCCUCUCGCACCCUACAACUCUCGAUGCGCAGAUUGCGAUGCUUUGCUACAAGAAUGGUGCUCUUGCGCGAGAGCAGAUCCGCGACCGCUGUGCUGGCGCAGACUGGGUAAGGUACAACGAUAUCGUGGAGCAAUCACCGCAUGGUAACUCUGGGUUCAUGGGAUUCUACUUUCCCCUCCCCGAGAUCAUUCCUCCAGGAGUCCAGGGCGAAUUCAUGUUCCAGUGCAAAGAUGCUGAAGAACCACAACUAGUGCAUGGACUGCAGCCAGAUGCCCCACAGCAUGCACGCGCAAUCCUCGAGAGCCAAUUCCUCAGCAUCAAAUCUCGCAUUGCUGCUAUUCUUCCAGCGCAUUCACCCCCACUGCAGCGGCUGAUCAUCACUGGUGGUUCAUCGGCAAACCAGACGAUCCGGCAACUUGCCGCUGACGUGUUUGGGAUGCAUGUUUACGUUGCAGAGAGCAAAGAGGCUGCGGGGACGGGAGGCGCAAUGCUUGCGAAGUUUGCGUGGUGGAAGGCACAAGUUGGGGGCCCGAGUGGGAGCUUCGAGGGGAUGACAAUGGAAAUGGGUCAGGUGGAGAGGAUGAAAAUGGUUGCAACUCCGAAAGGUGAGGUGACCAAGGUGUAUGAUGGUCUCGUGGAUAAUUAUAGGCGAUGCGAGGAGCGGGUGGUACACCUAUAUGGGCAAGCGUGACGCAAGCCUUUCGCGGAUUUACAUCUACACAUGUACAGAGCAUCAUUAGACCAUACUAUAUCCUCACAUUGUUAUCAGUAAAUAUAUUGAUUUUUAUUAG